CACGCUCCAGACGGGGAGAGACAAAUGACAAUGCCUGUUGACAUUGACCCCGGCCGGCGAGCUCCGGCGCCGGCCACUCCGGUGACCACGGCGGCCAGGGACGCCUACUUCCUCUGGGAGCUGCGCAAGUACGUGCUGCUGCAGGCCACGCUUGCGGCAAGCGUCACCUACUCGGCGGGGCUGAGCCCGCCGGGAGGCUUCUGGGACGACAACGACGGCGUGCGCCUCGCCGGCGACCCCGUGCUCCAGGUCACCUACGCCCGCCGCUACACGCUUUUCUUCUACUUCAACGCCACCGCCUUCAUCGCUUCCAUUAUCACCGUCAACCUCCUCCUCGUGCAUUCGCUGAGCCGCCGCCGCUGGUGGCUCCGGGCGCUCCAGGCCGCCAUGAUACUCGACCAGUUGGGCCUCAUGGGGGCCUACGCCGCCGGCAGCUGCAGGGACGUGGCCAUGUCCGCCUACAUCGUCGCCCUUGUGGCGAUGGUCUCGUCGUACGUCUGCGCCCAUGUCCUGCUCUUCACGUUGUGCGCCUUGAGGAGGCACGACUCCGGCGGCGACGGCGAGGACGUGAUGCCUGAAGAAGCACACGAAGCCGUGGAGCGCUCGCGCAAGUACCUCCUCAUUUUCGCGACUCUUGUUGCGACAGUGACGUACCAAGCCGGGCUGAGCACGCCAGGCGGGUUCUUGUCCGACAGCCAGGACAGCGACCACCUCGCCGGGGACCCCAUGCUCCACGACCACCAUCCCGACCGCUUCAUGGGGUUCUUCUACUUCAACACCACGGCGUUCGUGGCGUCUCUGGUCGUGAUCAUGCUCCUCAUGAGCAGGACCGUGACGCGCCACGGCUUCCAGUCGUGCGCGCUCUGGGUGUGCACGGGCGCGGCUCUGAUCGGCCUCACGGGCGCCUUCUCCGUUGGGAGCAGCCGAAGCGUCAAGACUUCCAUCUACGUCAUUGCAUUGGUGGCUGCUAUUCUGCUCUACAUCGGCCUUCAGUUUCUGGUGUUCUUGUGCAAGCCUGUGGAGAAAUGGGUCCACAGUGUCCAAGAAACAUUGCAAAAAUAUCUGAGAUUGGACCGAACUGAGUCACAGCAAGAUCACGGGGUUCAUGCAGUAUCUGAUCCACAAGCCCUGAAUGCUGAUCAGCUUCUUCAGAAGUCCCGCAUGUACCUGCUUCUGCUCGGGAUUCUUGCGGCGAGCGUCACGUACCAAGCAGGACUGAACCCGCCGGGUGGCUUCUGGCAAGCAGAUGCUGCCGAUGGUCCGCAUCACUACCUAGCAGGUGACCCAGUGCUUCACAUCACGUAUCCCCGGAGAUAUCUGGUUUUCUUCUACUGCAACGCCACAGCCUUUGUUGCGUCGCUGGCUAUUCUUAUCCUACUCCUCAGCAACAUAUUCAGCACCCAGGGAAUCAAGUACUGCGCAUUGCAGGUUGCCAUGAUCCUGGACCUUCUCGGUCUGAUUGGUGCGUAUGCUGCUGGAAGUUGCAGGCAAGUGUCCAAAUCCGUGUACAUCUCAGUGCUUGUGGUUCCGGUGUUCCUCUACGUCGGCAUCCAUGUUCUGGUGUUCAUGUUAGAAGUCUUCCCAAAUCAUGCGACCUGGAGGGAAAUGGUGAAGGCGAAGCUGGGGCAGUUUGUGCCCAAUUGGCUUAAGAAGUUGUUUGAUCUGCAGGCCGGGGAGGAAGAUGAGGACCUGGAAUGGAAACUAGAGAAGAGCCGCAAGCUUCUGCUGCUCCUUGCCAUUCUCGCAGCAAGCCUCACCUACCAGGCAGGCAUGAGUCCCCCGGGCGGCUUCUGGCAAGAGAACAAGACAGGCCAUGCCGUCGGCAACCCAGUGCUCAGCGACAACUACCCACGCCGCUUCCUGGCUUUCUUUUACUGCAACGCAACUGCCUUCGUUGCGUCUCUGGCCAUCAUCAUGCUGUUGGUGAACAGAAAGCUUUCGGCGAGAGGAAUACAGUCCCACGCGCUCAGGGUGUGCGUGAUCCUUGACCUGAUUGGGCUCAUGGGUGCGUUCGCUGCUGGGAGCUCCAGGAAGGUAUCAACAUCCAUCUAUGUCUUGGUCCUGGUCUUUGCGGUUCUAGUCUGCAUCGCACUUCAAGUUCUUCUAGUUGUGUCAGAGUCGGUUCAGCAUCUCCUGCAGAAACUUCUAUCCUUCUUCGGCGUGCUGGACGAAGAAUCCAGUGACAUAUUUCCUCGUAAGGCCACCAUUGGAGGGGCGCGAGAUCUCUGGGGUGAAAAGUUGCCCAAAUACUUGUUGCUGCUCGCUGCACUCGCAGCUACUGUCACUUACCAAGCCGCCAUGAACCCACCCGGUGGCCUCUGGGAUGAUGGCCAAACUGCCCACACAGCCGGUGACCCGGUUCUUCGGAGCAGCUAUCCACGUCGGUACAAGGCUUUCUUCUACUGCAAUGCGACUUCCUUCAUGGCGUCUCUAGUGAUUAUGGUCUUGCUUCUGAUCAGGCGAGUAUGCAGAGCAAAACCGGCCAUCUUGGCACUGCACACUGCCAUGAUACUGAACUUGUUUGGCCUGAUGGGCGCGUAUGCUGCUGGGAGCUGCAGGAGAGUGAGAACCUCUGCAUACAUCCUGGCAUUAGUGAUCGGGGUUUCUGCAUACAUUGUCGUUCUUGUUGUUGUGUCCAUAGGUGUCGCAAAAUGGCUGGAAAGAGUCAUGGACAAGCUAGCGGAACGAAUGAUCUGGUGCUUCUCUCCAGAAGAUUUGUGAAACUUGGCACCAUGAGCAUAAAUAGGGUCAAGUGUUACAAGUGUGAUUGUUAUACUUCGUACAUUCCUUUUCAAACUUUUGCUAGGCUUCCAAAUCUAACAUAGUGCCUUUUCUGAAGAAUAAUUGCUGUAAUUUGAUUAGUUCAUUUGUACAUAGUGCCUUUUCUGAAGAUUGUUGUAAUUUGAUUAGUUCAUUUGUAUUAUCUCUUGGAAAUGACCCUAGAUUAAUUGUGUAAAAUGUGAUGCAGCAUUGAGUUUCCUUUA
Molecule: messenger RNA, 2984 nt
Organism: Panicum hallii
Lineage: Eukaryota; Viridiplantae; Streptophyta; Magnoliopsida; Poales; Poaceae
Exons: 1
Coding region: 25-2721 (898 amino acids)
Source: RefSeq, a predicted model, not a curated record